Messenger RNA from Quercus robur (English oak), 1588 nucleotides. Its product is annotated as coniferyl alcohol acyltransferase-like. Lineage: Eukaryota; Viridiplantae; Streptophyta; Magnoliopsida; Fagales; Fagaceae. The transcript is spliced from 3 exons. Gene Ontology annotation, molecular function: acyltransferase activity, transferring groups other than amino-acyl groups. The record is from RefSeq and is a predicted model, not a curated record. The coding region runs from base 1 to 1497 and encodes 498 amino acids.
AUGCCGGUGUGGGUCGACAAUGACGAUGACGACGAUGAAGAUGGUGGGUUUGGAGUCUGGGUUGACUUGGAUUAUGAAGGUUUUGGGUUUGGAAGUGGGUGUGGUCUCUUACUGUUGUCUCUCUUUCUCUCUGUAAACCUGGGUUCAGAAGGAGGAGAGUUGAAUGUGAAAGUGAGCAAGAGGGAGGUUGUGGCAGCAGUGCUGCCACUGCAAGAGCAUUGGCUACCACUAUCCAACCUAGACUUGCUUCUACCCCCAGUUGAUGUGGGUGUGUUUUUCUGUUACAAGAAGAACACCAGCUUACUGGGAAAGGACCUCUCUAAUAAUUUUGGCUCCAUGGUUGGGGUUCUUAAGAAGGCCUUGGCCCAAGCUCUCGUGACAUACUAUGCUUUUGCUGGUGAGGUGGUGUCAAACCCUGUUGGUGAACCUGAGAUUCUUUGCAAUAACCGUGGUGUGGACUUUGUCGAAGCUUUUGCUGAGGCAGAGCUUAAAGACCUCGACUUUUAUAAACCUGAUGACACCAUUGAAGGCAAACUUGUGCCCAAGAAGAAGCAUGGUGUGCUCGCUGUUCGUCACGUAACCGAGCUCAAGUGUGGUGGGUUGGUUGUGGCGUGCACGUUUGACCAUAGAAUUGCAGACGCCUACUCGGCCAACCUAUUUCUUGUGUCAUGGGCUGAGAUGGCUCAGUCUAAACCCAUCUCUACGGUGCCAUGUUUUCGUCGUUCUUUGCUCAAUCCUAGACGCCCUGGUUCAAUUCAUCCAUCCUUGAACGACAUGUAUAUUCCAGUGACCUCAUUGCCUCCACCCAAAGACCCACAACGUGGUGAUGAUUAUCUUAUUAGCCGCAUAUACUACAUUAAGGCUGACCAACUCAACCUGCUCCAAUCACUAGCUACCACAACCAAUGGUUGCAGGAGGACUAAACUAGAGUCCUUUAGUGCCUUCUUGUGGAAGAUGGUUGCUAAACAUGCUAUUCUUAACAAUGUGGACAAAAAGGUAACCAAAAUGGGCGUUGUUGUGGAUGGUAGGACAACGUUAAGUGAUGGAGAUAUAGACAAAGCUUCACUCAUGGGGUCUUACUUUGGAAAUGUGCUAUCCAUACCUUAUGGAGGCAAGGAAGUAAAUGAGAUUGAUGAAAAUCCAUUGAGUUAUGUGGCCAAAGAAGUUCAUGAUUUCUUGGAUGGUGCAGUGACCAAGGAACAUUUCUUGGGGCUCAUAGAUUGGGUGGAGUCUCAUCGUCCAGUGCCAGGGUUGGCUAAGAUAUAUUGUAGUGGGAGUGAAGAUGGACCAGCUUUUGUGGUAUCAUCAGGGCAAAGGUUCCCGGAGUCAAAGGUGGAUUUUGGAUGGGGUAAGCCAAUAUUUGGGUCAUACCAUUUUCCAUGGGGAGGUGAUUUAGGGUAUGUGAUGCCAAUGCCAAGUCCAAGUUGCAACGGUGACUGGGUUGUGUACGUGCACCUCUUGAAAGGUCAAGAAGAAGGUUCAUUUGAGAUGUAUUAGGGGUUGGAGAAAGAUUGACGUUAUAACGUGAUAGGGACGUUUUAUACGCUAAGAUAAUUUUCGCUCUAGCAGGAGCCAAAAAUAUUACCGC